Messenger RNA from Myxocyprinus asiaticus (Chinese sucker), 4381 nucleotides. Its product is annotated as T-cell leukemia homeobox protein 3-like. Lineage: Eukaryota; Metazoa; Chordata; Actinopteri; Cypriniformes; Catostomidae. Gene Ontology annotation, cellular component: nucleus. The coding region runs from base 203 to 1102 and encodes 299 amino acids. Gene Ontology annotation, biological process: animal organ development; regulation of transcription by RNA polymerase II. Gene Ontology annotation, molecular function: RNA polymerase II cis-regulatory region sequence-specific DNA binding; DNA-binding transcription factor activity, RNA polymerase II-specific. The transcript has 3 exons. The record is from RefSeq and is a predicted model, not a curated record.
GAAACUCCACAGUUUGACAAGAGACGCAUCGAUACGCGCAACGGUGACGAGACCUGUCGGAGUAGAGAAACGUGUACUUCUAUUUGAGACCAUGGACAAAACAGCCGGUAAAUUACAAUUAUUUUCGCCACAUUUAACGUGAUUCCUCGAUUUUUCCCGUUUUAAUCUGCUGCGCAAGGUAUCUGGUUGACUGGAGGGAAUUAUGGAGCGUGGAUCCCGAACCCCGGAGCUCAACGAGGCACAACCGCCUUCCAAAUCCAACCAGGAACCCAUACGAUUCGGGAUCGACCAGAUUCUAGGCUCUGUAGACCCAGAGAGCAGCCGUGCGCACGGCGUCAACACUGUGGAUAACGGUGGUACGGAUAACACUCGCUUGGGAAGCCCAAACAAGACGAGCGUUGCGCCUCACGCCGCUCCGCCCGUCUCUCUCUCCGGGAUCACGGGUUUACUGGAGGACUCAGGGCGGGUGUACGGGGUGAGCAGCAAUCUGGUGCCCCGUGGGGUGAUUCGGGUUCCGGCGCACAGACCUCUAGCCGCCGCGGUGCCGCCGUCAAUGGUGAGCGCAGUACCGGCGCUGGGCAGCCUGUGUUUCCCAUGGAUGGACAGUAAUCGCCGGUUCUCCAAAGACAGACUGCCAGCUCUAAUUCCGUUCACCGUGACCCGGCGGAUCGGUCACCCGUAUCAGAACCGAACUCCCCCCAAACGGAAAAAGCCCCGCACGUCGUUCUCCCGCGUUCAGAUCUGCGAGCUGGAGAAACGCUUUCACCGGCAGAAAUAUCUCGCCAGUGCGGAGCGGGCCUCGCUCGCCAAGAGCCUGAAAAUGACGGACGCGCAGGUCAAAACUUGGUUCCAGAACCGACGAACCAAGUGGAGGAGGCAAACAGCUGAGGAAAGAGAGGCAGGGCGACAGCAAGCCAAUCGGAUGCUGCUGCAGCUUCAGGCCGACGCCCUUCAGAAGUCCAUGAGAGAAUCAGCAUCCUCGGAUCCUCCUUGUGUGCAUAACUCCUCCCUCUACGGCCUCCAAAACAUCCAGCCAUGGGCCCAAGAGAGACCUGGUAAACUGGCCCCAACAACAACAACAACAACAACAACACUGGCUUAAAAUAACUCAUUAAAUAAUGCUGUAUUCAGGACAGUGCAAGUUUGACUUUGAAUCGGUUCAAACUGGUUUCUGGUUCACCUUUAAUGGACUUUUUCCAGUAAACGCCGAAUUUAAAGAACAAAUUUAGACCAUAAGACACGUACACUACCAGUCAGAAUGUUGGAGACACUUUAAUUAAUUUAUGUUUCUCAUGUUCUUAAAAAAAAAACAUUGGAUAUAAAGGCUUCAAUCGAUAUUGAAAUUGUGUCAAUUACAAUAAAAAUCAAUUUCGACUUGUCUCUCUUCUUUAAAAAAAGCUCAAAUAUGGGUUACAGUGCAACACUUACAAUGGAAGUCAAUGGGGCCAAUCCAUAAACGUUGAAAUACUCAGUAACAAGACGUAAACAUGACGUGUUAACAUGAUUUUAGUGAUAAAAUAGCUCAGUAACCUUUUCUGUGUAAAGUAAUAUCCAAUUUUACAACAUUGUUGCCAUGAUGACAUAACGCUGUAAACCCCAAAUCCUAAAAACAACCUAAAAACAACUUUACAGCUCAAAAAAUACACAAUUUUUAACAGAAGAAUUCAUGUGUUUUUGAUUAAAUUACAAGCUUCAAAUUUCUGAUUUUAACCCUCCAAAAAUGGGCCCCAUUCACUUCCAUUGUAAGUGCCUCAAUGUAACCUCAACUUUUGAAUUUUUUUUCUUAAAGAAGGGACAAUUUUUAUGUUUAUUUUAUAUAUUUUUAUUGGUUAAUCAACAUUAUGCUACAAUUGUUGUUGAAUGAGCUUUACUUAUAUUGAACCCAGAAUAUUCCUUUAAAUACUUGUACAAAAUGUAUGAAUUUCUUUACACAAUUAAAACAUUAUUUUUUAUUUUUUUAUUGGAUGAGUUGGAGCAGAUAUAGUGAAAGAAAAGGAGUCAACAAGUCCAGCAUACACGCGCCUCAUGAGUUGCUUCAGUGAAUCAUUUGACUGCUUUGAAAAACUCAAAUAUGAGUUUUGACUUGUUUAACAUUUUUUGCUCACUACAAAUUCUCUUCCUCCUUUAGUGUUUCAUGUGUCAAAUACACUUCAUUAUUAGUCGAAAAAGCUGAAAUAUAGUAAUAAUAAAGAAGACUAUGUUUGUGUGUCCAAACGUUUGACUGGUAGUGUAUAUCUGAACAAGAAACAGGCUUUGACCAGUUAUUUUAUACAGUAUGUGAAAAGUAUUUGUACAUCCUGAACAAUCUAAGCACUUUUCUUUUGUGAAAACAGUGAACUCAAACUGCACAUGAUGUCUAUAAAAUACCUUAUAUUGUUGUGGACACAAAAUGACCAAACACAGUCCAACAACAUGCUGACUUGGAAAAAUAGAGGCAUGGAAAUAACAGUCCACUUUAACAAAGACCAUCAGAUAAAGUGUCAGUUAACUAGCGCUGUACAUAUGAGCUGAGUAACGGGUGUCUGUAAGAAAGUCUACAAAAUACAGUGAUCAUGCAAAAAAAAAAAAAAAAAAAAAAAUGUGUUAUAAUGGUGAUGAUGCAUUACUGACUGAUAUUUGUCACGCUAAUGACUGGAAUAGUAAUGGUGUGUAAAUAUAACACAGAACAAUCAACAUUACUAUGCAUUGAAAAUUUUAUUGUUAAAUAGCAGUUUAUACAACAUUUUAACAAGAAGAUAUUUAAGCUUCCUGUCUCCUCAAUCUGUCUGUCUGUCUGACUGUCUUUUUCUCUUUCACUUCAGCCCUGGUUUGACCGUCUUCUCUUUUAAAACAUUUACAGAAAAACAAUCCUCCCAUUUCUAACCAGUUGAACCAGUGAACCAUCCAACACAGCAUCCUGGAGCUUAUUCACUGUUUUCGUACAACAACAGCUCGCUCUCAGAGACACUGUGGCUUCUAAUUGAAUUAUUCAGGCCCUUUUUAGAGUAUAAAACAUACAAUAUGUGUAAUAAUUCAUAUAGCAUAUAUUUUAAACUCAUCAUGCUGUACCGGCACAGUGAUUGUAAAUAAACAAACAUAUUAUGACUAUAAAAAUGAUCAGAAACAACAGUAAAAGUAAUACUAUGGUUAUAUAGCAUAUUAGGGUUUGUGCAACUCUCACAGCUUUAACUUUGCUAACAUCUAAAUUUUUGCCUUGAAAACUGAUGGCUUGUGUUUUAGUCUUGUUAAUCAGCCUGAUCUUAUGAAAAUUACUUGACUUUGGCGACAUUUUUGCUAAAUGAUGUUAUAUGUCCACUGAGUACUGCUAAAAGCGAGUUAAAUGUUCUCCCAAACAGUUUUUUGUAAUUUUUUAUCCCCAUUUUUCUCCCAAUUUUUGAAUGCCGAAUUCCCACUACUUAGUAGGUCCUUGUGGUGGUGCGGUUACUCACCUCAAUCCGGGUGGUGGAGGACAAUUCUCAGUUGCCUCCGCUUCUGAGACCGUCAAUUUGUGCAUCUUAACACGUGGCUCGUUGUGCAUGACACCGCGGAGACUCACAGCAUGUGGAGGCUCAUGCUACUCUCCGCGAUCCACGUACAACUCACCACGUGCCCCAUUGAGACCGAGAACCACUAAUCGUGACCACGAGGAGGUUACCCCAUGUGACUCUACCCUCCCUAGCAAACGGGCCAAUUUGGUUGCUUAGGAGACCUGGCUGGAGUCACUCAGCACACCCUGGAUUCGAACUCACGACUCCAGGGGUGAUAGUCAGCGUUAAUAUUCGCUGAGCUACCCAGGCCCCCCCAAACAGAGGUUUUUAAGGUUUUAUCGAGUUUUAAAUCAACAAAACCAAACUUUUUAUGAUAGUGUCAUAAAAGCAAAUGUGAGUUGAAAAAUGCAACCACAUUAUUUUGUUUGGCUCACAUGUUGACUCGCGUGCUCAUCAGGACUCAUACGCCAGUCUUUUACAUCACAAAUGCAACGCUCUAUCAGUUGAGCUACUGUGCAAUUUGUUCACACUUGAUUCGAACAAGUAUUUUACUUUAUCUGUUCACAUUUUUAAGUGCAUUUCAGGUUCUCUAAAGUCAACAUGAAAUCAAAAUUGACUCUAUUUACUUUCUUGGUUGUUUACGAUUUAUUGGAGCACGUUACUCCAAAUGUAAGAAAAAAAUCAUCAAAAUGUAAUCACUUGCUCCGCCUCUGAAACUACUUUCCUUUUCUCCUAUUAUUUUUAUCCCCUCCCCUCUGACCAUCUGGAUCCAUUUUGGUAACGCCCACUUUUCAUGAUCCAAUCGAUUCCUGACGGAUAAAGUCAAGUCCCGCCCUACAUAGUUUGCUUGUUUAAUAUCCUGUUUAACUUGGAAAUUUUUUUGAUGAUAAAAGUAAAAUGGGGUGUGAACGCCA